UGGGGUUGGAUUGGGAGGACCCCGAGAGUUUGGGCUGUGUGUCUCUUCGUUGCUGUUGAGACUUUCCUGGAGUUGACGGUGGGGCUGGGCAUCAGGGAGGCGGGUCCCUUUCAGGCGGGGAGGCGGUGACUGUCCCGGACUGGACGCUGCCGGUGCUGCAGUACGAGAGCUUGCCGCUGACCAUGUACACCAUCACCCGGGGACCCAGCAGGCUGGCGACACAGCGGAGGACGGGUCCAUCCCAGCAGAUCGAAGCCAAGUCCGGCUGUGACCUCAAGCUGAAACCGGUGGGGAGCUGUCCAGCUCCAAAGCUGGUGUUUAACCGAGUGAAUGGGAAGCGCUGUCCAACUCCAGGAACUAUAGACACUCAGGAAGAGGAGCACACACCGGCUCAUGAAGAGAAUGUCCGGUUUGUUUAUGAAGCAUGGCAGCAGGUAGAAGAGGAGCUCGGAGCCAGCCAGGAGAAUGGUCAGUGUGCGCACGGGCCAGUGCACUACGUGGAGAAAACACCAAGCCAAAACCUGAAGAGUAGGUGCCGGGACUUUGUCCCAAUCGAUCUGGAAGAAUGGUGGGCAAAACAGUUCUUGGCUAAUAUCCAGAACUCUUCCUAAAUGGCCUCCUCUUACAAGAAAGACUGUUAGCAGCCAGUUAACAUUUGGACUUCUUCAGAUCUCUCCUUUGUGAUUCACGGAUAGUGAAGACAUUUUUUUGUAAAAUCUGGAUCAGUUGGAACUCUCAGCAAGUGACUGUUGACUUCUGGCCUCUCAGCUUCAACUGGGUGAAAUUCACUCACCAUUAAGCAAUAAAGCAGCAAGUCUAUGAG
Chiloscyllium plagiosum (whitespotted bambooshark) is the source of this 823-nucleotide messenger RNA. It is a transcript of the gene mcrip2, whose product is annotated as MAPK regulated corepressor interacting protein 2. Lineage: Eukaryota; Metazoa; Chordata; Chondrichthyes; Orectolobiformes; Hemiscylliidae. The record is from RefSeq and is a predicted model, not a curated record.